Molecule: messenger RNA, 3635 nt
Organism: Diceros bicornis minor
Lineage: Eukaryota; Metazoa; Chordata; Mammalia; Perissodactyla; Rhinocerotidae
Gene: STC2
Product: stanniocalcin 2
Exons: 4
Coding region: 1413-2321 (302 amino acids)
Biological process (GO): intracellular calcium ion homeostasis
Cellular component (GO): extracellular region
Molecular function (GO): hormone activity
Source: RefSeq, a predicted model, not a curated record
GCGUGCACACGUACACACACAGCGGGGGAAGAGGCGCUCCGAGCGGCGCCCAACUUUCUCCCUGCUUCCACUGGCCCGAGGAGAAAGCAGCCGGGGCCAAUCCAGCCCCGGCCGUGCUCGGGGAGGGAUCUCGAACAAGAAAGGAGAAGAGAUGAAAAGAAUUUCCCCAGGUUUUGUGGUUUUGGUUCGAUUGGGGCUUUUUUGGUUUUUUGUUUUUUUUAACCAUUUCCAUCCGAGGACUGGAGAGUGAAGGGAACUCGGAGCCGGGCGGCGAGUAGCGCUUUGGGAAAAUUGAAGAGUGUGUUUGGAGACGCGGAAACUUGCCCUUCAAGCUCCGGCCUCCGGGGCACGCGAUGCUCCGCGGCUGGCUGACUCAGGGCUGCCUGGGCCUCCUUGCCACCCGCCUGGAAAUGAUGCAAGUCCAGUCUGUCACCUGGAUCCCUGCAGCCCAGUUUGGAAUCCGUCUGGAUUGGGGGAGGGGCGAGAAACUGGCACCCUAGGUGUUGCACGGCCCACGAAAGCGGGGCAAAAAGGAAGGGGGAAAAUGGAGCAGUUUUCAGGUCAAGUCCUAUACCUAGUGCUUCAGCUCCUAUCUUACAUAGUUUGAGGGGUUUUUUUAAUGCAAAGCGUCACAACGCCAGGAAUUCCCAUAUGUGCUCGGUUUGCCCCCAGCAUCACUGUGCCCAGGAAAGUCCUGCAAUCUGUCAAGUCCUCGGAGCUGGGAAUCUCACUGAAUUCCAAACAUCGGAAAGAGGAAACUUUCCCAGCACGACGCGGGUGUGGUUCGAGCCAGGGGCCCCGGGGAGGGGGAUGGGGACGCUGUGCCAACGCAGAGCGUCCCCUCUCGCCCGUCUCUAGCUGCAACCGGAGCUGGGAUUCGCUUUUACUUUUUAAAGUCCGUUCGGCCAUUGCCCUGGAGCACCCGCACACGCGCACGCAUCUCCGGCCGCACUCCGACACACUCACACGCACGCAAACGCGUGGCCGUCGCCAGGUCGCCAACUUUGUUCGGCGGUCCCAGCGGCGCUCGGCUUCCUCGUGUAGUAGUUGGGCGCAGGCCCCGCCUCCCGGCCGUCUUGUCAAAUGGGCGGGGGUCUCGGAUUGGUCCAGCCGCCGGGACAACACCUGCUCGACUCCUUCAUUCAAGUGACACCAGAGCUUCCAGGGAUAUUUGAGGCACCAUCCCUGCCACUGCCGGGCACUCGCGGCGCUGCUAACGGCCUGGUCACAUGCUCUCGGGAGAGCUACGGGAGGGCGCUGGGUAACCUCUAUCCGAGCCGCGGCCGCGAGGAGGGAACAGGCGAGCAAGGAGGAAGAGUGGGAGGAGAAGGGGAAGCGGCGAAGGAGGAGGAAGAGGAGGAGGGGAGCACAAAGAAUCCAGAUCUCCGGGCAGGAGGUUUACACUAAGAACCAUGUGUGCCGAGCGGCUGGGCCAGUUCAUGACCCUGGCUUUGGUGUUGGCCACCUUCGACCCGGCGCGAGGGACUGACGCCACCAAUCCGCCCGAGGGUCCCCAAGACAGGGGCUCCCAGCAGAAAGGCCGUCUGUCCCUGCAGAACACAGCGGAAAUCCAGCACUGUUUGGUCAACGCUGGCGAUGUGGGGUGUGGCGUGUUUGAAUGUUUCGAGAACAACUCUUGCGAGAUUCGGGGCUUACAUGGGAUUUGCAUGACUUUUCUGCACAACGCUGGAAAAUUUGAUGCUCAGGGCAAGUCAUUCAUCAAAGACGCCUUGAAGUGUAAGGCCCACGCUCUGCGCCACCGAUUCGGUUGCAUAAGCCGGAAGUGCCCAGCCAUUAAGGAAAUGGUGUUUCAGCUACAGCGGGAAUGCUACCUCAAACACGACCUGUGCUCCGCUGCCCAGGAGAACACCCGGGUGAUGGUGGAGAUGAUUCACUUCAAGGACCUACUGCUGCAUGAACCCUACGUGGACCUGGUGAACCUGCUGCUGACCUGUGGGGAGGAGGUGAAGGAGGCCAUCACCCACAGUGUGCAGGCACAGUGUGAGCAGAACUGGGGCAGCCUGUGCUCCAUCCUGAGCUUCUGCACCUCAGCCAUCCAGAGGCCACCCACCGUGCCUCCGGAGCACCAGCUCCAGGUGGACAGAGCCAAGCUGUCCAGGGCCCAACACGAGGAAGCGGGUCACCGCCUCUCAGAGCCCAGUAGUCGGGAGACCGGCCGAGGUGCCAAGGGCGAGCGAGGUAGCAAGAGCCACCCACAUGCCCAUGCCCAGGGGAGAGCCGCCGGCCAUGGGGCCCAAGGAACUUCUGGAAGCAGCGAGUGGGAGGAUGAACAGUCUGAGUAUUCCGAUAUCCGAAGGUGAAACGAAAAGGCUGGCCAGGAAAUCUUUCCUCCACGCCGUCCAUUUUCUUCUCUAUGGACAUUCCAAAACAUUUGCCAUUAAAGAGGGGUGAUGUCGCACGCAGGAUUUGGUGGGGACUGCGGACCUGAGGAAGCUGUGUAUUAGUGGGAUGAACAGGUGAGGCGGAGACUGCCUGGGCAGCAGCAAGGUCUGGGCCGUGCCCAGUGGGUUCCGCCCUCGCACACCCUGAGGUGAGGGUGCCACGUGUCCUCCUUGCAACUUUGUCUUCUUUCUGUCGUGGAGCCACUGGGCGGCGGCCUGCUGGGGAGGUGGAGCGGGGAGGGGACACUUGGUGCGGGUCCCCGCCCCGUAGCUUCUGGUGCUGUCUUGGCGGACAGCAGCUGGAUUCCGGUGCAGGAGUGGAUGUGAAAAUCUCCCUGCGAAACAGGAGAAGGCUGGAAAGGAGGCAAGGACCGUGUGGGUGCUUGGUGCCAAAUCGAAAUUCAGUUUCUUGUAUGGGACCUUGAGGUUUGGAGCUGCUUGGCAGGGGAGGGCGAGGGUUCUAAGUGUAAUUUCUGAGCCAUUGUUCUGUCUGGGGGACCCUGUCCGAGGGAGUGGCCCCGUGUGUUUGUAUCUUAACCACUGCUUGAAGUCUCGAUUUCACUUUUUUAUUUAUCCAGUUACAUCUACGUAUCUGUCGUCUAAAUAAAUGGCUUUCAAACAAAGCAACUGGGUUGUUAAAACCAGCUCAACGGAAAAAAAAAACCAGCCCAUCUUUCAGGGCUGAUUUUUUUAAGUGCUAUUUUAAAAGGAAUCAAAGAGCAAAGCAGCUGUCCAUCUGACUGCCUGGUGUGGGCUCAGAGCCGCUUAGGGCAAACCCACACCUGGAGGAAAAUGCACACACCAGGAGUUCGUUUGACAGACGUCCCUCAGCAUCUUCUUAUCUCACCUCGACCCUCAGCCAAGAUCGUUAAUGCACCAUACCCUGGACUCCGUGAGGCCAAGUUGGAAGGCUGCCUUCUCCGUGCUGGAGGAUGGAAGAGGGGAGAGGAGAAUGGAGACUACUCAGUAAUUUCCAUGAGGGAAUGCCGACCUUUUACAUAAAUGGAGAAGACUACCGAAAAUCGCAGAGGGACAGGAUAUUCCAGAUCCGAUUGGGAAUUUAGCAACAACGAAAAGAGUCAGCGUGGACAAGAAAAGGCAGAGAAGAGAGACAGAACUGAGAAUACAGGCAAGAAGGGAGAGGAUUAUAAUAGAAAGUGUCAGCAGUGGAUUUCUUGCGGUUACCUAAAACAUUUCAGAGAGAUGCCUUUUCUUUUCUUUCCUAAUAGGCUG